Messenger RNA from Menidia menidia (Atlantic silverside), 5184 nucleotides. NCBI's taxonomy places the organism in Eukaryota, Metazoa, Chordata, Actinopteri, Atheriniformes, Atherinopsidae. The record is from the annotation of a GenBank genome assembly.
AGGGAUUGGGACCGCUCUCAGGCAUGAGCCGCAGCCAUGACGGAGAAUUUGAAGACUCGGUUUGAUUUCCCCUGCCCCGUCAUCCAAGCCCAGGGCCCUGCGCUGGAGGCCCUGUGGCAGCAGUGCUGCGGGGACUGCGCCCUGCUGCGCUCGUCCUGCUGCGAUGCCGUGGUGCUGCUGGUGGAGCAGGGCCACGCCGACCUCCAGCACACCCUCAACAGCGUGCUCAACCUCCUGCCCUCCGCCAGAAAUGUCCAGGGGCUGAUAAAGGUCAUCGGGCGGCUGCUGCAGAUGCUGGCUGACCAGAGGGACGGGGACACACCCUUCACCUGUCCAUUUUCCAUCAGGAACAAAACGUCCUACAUCGCCAUGCUGGCGCCCUUCCUCCGGUACCUGUACUGUGAGCCCCAGAGGCAGCCCCAGCACGCUCUUCUGCGCCAGGGCCUGCUCAGAGUGCUGCUGACCAAGCAGCAGGGAACCGGACCGGACCCCCUAAACGACAAGUCCUCGGCCCUGGACAGUGUGGAGGCAGUGCUGGAGCUCUGCGGGUUCGUAGAGACCCUCGUCCAGCCCCUGACCGAGGCUCCGGGGGCCUGCCGGCUGACCGAGAGGGCGGGGCUGCUCGUGCAGCUGCUGUGUGCGUGCCGGCGAUGCCUCCAGCUCAACGGAGACUGCCGUCCACUCCUCAACCUGAUGCAGCGGCUGCUGCCCACCUGCCGGCAGGUGAGCGGGCAGCGUCCGGUCAGGUGGUGGAUCUGGGAUCGCCGCUGGUCAUCCGCUGGUCAUCCGGUUUGUGAAGCUAAACGUGUUUUGCAGGAGGCGCCCGUGGACGAGCUGCUGCUGGGCGUAGGCCUGCUCCUGCUGGACGCCCCGCCCGCUCAGCAGAGCAGCCUGCUCAGUCUGGCUUUGAGUUUAGUCCCUGAAAAAGAGGGGUGGUCCCCCUGGCUGAGUCCGGUCCUGGCCCUGCCUCUGCUGCAGCUGCUGUCCUGCUCCGGCUUCACCCAGCCGCUGUCUGACCACAGGACGCACAGCCUCAACCACAGGCUGGCCCACAGCCUGCUGGGCAGCAUCACCAAACCUGCAGAACAAGUCCCACAGCCUGGCCCAGCUCUGGCUCUAUCGGUCAGCGACUGGCACAGUGAGCUGACCGUGGCUCUGUCCGUCCUGCGUAAACUGGCCCAGGAUCCAGUGGCGGCGGCCGAUUGGCUGCUGGCGGUUCGUUCUGCCCUGUCCCCCGGCCAGCGCCCGCCCCCCUCCCUCUCUCUGGUCGUGACUCAUCUCAUCAUCACUGGCCAGGAGGACGUCUGCCAGCUGGCUCUGACCGCCGGCCAGGCCAUCGCUGCUGCUGACCCCUGCCAGGUUCCCUCCCUCCUCUCGGUGCUGCUGUUCAAACUGGCAAAGGAAAAGAACCCCAAACUGGCUCAUGCUGUGCUUAACUGCCUACCCAACCUUGGGACUCACAAGCUCUGUGUCCCCCUGGUGCUGCAGACCCUCCACAUGCUGGCCAGCUCUCCCAGGCUGAGGGCUGUCGCCGUGCGUCUCAUGACCACUCUCUGGAAAAAACAGGACCGAGUCUACCCGGAGCUGCAGCGUCUCCUGGGCCAGCAGGACUCCGGGGGGCCGGGGGGGCAGGAGGCCCAGUGGGAGCAGCUCUUGUGCCGGGCCGCCUGCCUCAGGGACAUCUGCAGAGAGAGGCCGUACCAGCAUGGAGGGGACAUGUUGGCUGCGAUUUCCCUCACCCUGAAGCAGUGCAGCAAACCAGACCUGGCAACCCCGGCUGCCUUAGCCCUACAGGGCUUACAGGAGCUGUGCCGAGCAGAGGUUGUGGACAUAAUCUCCACCUGGAAAAGUCUGGGUCCAGAGCUGAGCGGCGACUCUCGUCCACUGAUGGUUAAAGCCAUAGCGGAGCUCCUGGCCCUGGUCCCUCAGCUCACCGUCAAGUCAGAGGAGUAUGAGAAACUGAAAGAUGAAGUGGUCAGUUUCCUCUGGAGUUAUGCUUCAAGCAAGGAUCCUGAUGUGUCCAGCUGUGGCUACAAGGCCUUGGCAGGCUUUCCUGAAACGGUUCACACUAUACCUCACCUUCCUGCUGCGGCCAGACCAGCCACGGAGAUCCACGAAAAUGAGGAGAAGGAUGAAAAGAAGGAGGAGGAGGAGGAGGAGGAGAAGGAGAAGGAUCUCUCCAUUCCAGGCUCAUCUUACAUGAAACUGAUGGCACUCACCUCCGUUUCUGUUCUGCCAGCCUUUGAGCUCUUCCUGACAUCCUUGGUGAAACAGGAGAUGAGUCUGAUGCCACGGGGGGUGUACUUCUCGGCCCUGAGGGGGGGCGGUCUGCGGUCCGAUCAGGGUAAAACGGUGGCUGGAAUCCCGUCGUUCAUGCUCAAGACCUACGAGAAAAACAAGCAGCCUGGCCUGAAGCCUGGGCUAGCAGCUGGACUGCUGCUGUGUUAUGAGCUUCCUGUUCAGACGGACCGUGACGGCAGGCCGAUCGAUCGCUUUCUGGUCAGCAGAAGCCGCAGCUACCAGCAGACCCUGACCGCCCUCGUCCACGAAGUGAACAUCCAGCCCUCAGAGUGGCACCGGGCCCUCCUGCUGCCCCAGGCCUGGAGGGCUUACAUGAGCCGGGCUUUCCACGCCGUCCUGCAGGGUCGACGCGCCGACUUGGAAAUGCAGCAGAAACAAGGCAAAGAGAACCCUCAGGAGGUGCAGUACCAGCAGCACUGUGCCUGGCUGUGGGCCAGAGAUCAGCUGACAGAUGUUAUCAAAGCUGCUACAAAAGAAAGUCCUGUUGUCCAGGGGAACUCCAUCCUGGCUCUGAGUGGCCUGGCUGCUGUCCUGGCUAAGUACGAGAGCAACCUGCCGACCGAUAGCAGCGGGAGCCUCGGAGCUGGACCAGAGUUUGUGCCCACGGCCAGCUGGUUGGGCAUGGUGUUUGACACUUUGCUCAGCAUCAUCAGCAGCAGCUACAAGGCCAAAGGACAGGUGUUUCCCUGGUUCCCGCACCGCUCGUACUCAGGCGAGAACACGGCCAGCGCCAUCGCCCGCUCCUGCGCCGGCCUGGCCCUGGCCCUGCUGGUGCCCGUGCUGGUGGUGUGGCGGAGGGACGGUCUGGUCCAGGUGCUGACCGCGCUGCGGGCCGGCCUGCCCGGCUCGGCCACCGCCGACGACUCGCAGGCCGUCCAGUUCCACUCGGGCCUGGCGCUGGGCAUGGUGCUGUCCAGUCUGCACCAGCAACGCCUCAGUGACGUCUCUGCUCAUGACUCUGAGCUGCUCAUCAGCUCUCUUGAAGCUCUGGAAAAUUGCUCAUUCAACCCUAACUUGGAAUACAACACUGGCUGCAUGUUGGGUCUGGGUCUGGUGCUCUCGUCACUUUGCACAAGUGGACAGAUGGACCAAAGCCGAGUGACCCAAACCCUCGACAAACUACUGGCCAGCCUGCAGGACAGCAGCGGGCAAGGACGCAUGCUGCAAGAGGUCUUGUCCUACUCCGUGGCAUGUGUGGGCGUCUCCGCCUUCAGUGGAGGUCUUAUUGACGCCGACAAGGCUGAAGAGCUCAUGAACAGUGUGCGCACGCUGACGGAGGAGAGCCAGCAGACCCCGGGCUUCUCUCUGGCCCUGGGCCUGGUCAUCCACGGCCUGUCGGUGAGUGGCCACGGUAAAGCCGAGGACAUCCACCCUCGCCUGCUGGCCGCUUGGAUCAAGAUCCUGCUGGCCGAGGGGUGUCCCACCAUGCAGCGGCUGGCUGCUGCCAAUGGGCUGGUGGCUCUGGUGGGAUCAGAGAGUUACCUCGUUCAGCUGAAGAGUGAGCUGGAGCUCUCCACCCAGCAGCAGAGCAGACUGAACGAGGUUAUUCGUGCCAUCACACAGAUAGUAACCUAUUCCGGGGCCAUUGGUUUGCAGUCCAACAUUCCUCAGGAUUUCAGUUACCUCUCAGAGAAAAGUGUCAUCAGGUCCAUCACAGACUUUCUCAUAGAGGCUGGAAAGAAAGGUCCAGAGUUUUCCCAUCCAGCCGUGGUUAAGACAGCUCUGGCCUCCUUGGCAUCGGUUGGAGGCAGUUUCCAGUACCCCCCCCCUAAACUGGAGCGCUGUCUUAUCUCCUCUGAUGAGGCUGAGCUUCGAAAGGACAAAUGCUGUAAAACACUGUUAAUACUGCUAAAUUGUUGGUUUUUCUGUGCCCCCCCCCCUCUUAUAAUGUCUGACAGGAGAGGAUGUCCAGCAUCAGUGUAUGGUGCUGGCAGCAUCUCAAGCUCAGUCUUCCAAAAACGCCUCUCUCUUCCUGGGCUCCUGGGUCCCCGGACCCGAGCCCACCUCUACGAGAGCCUGGGCUCAUGGAUGAGGCACGUGUCCGAGGACAAGCUGCAGGUGUGCGUGGAGAGCCUGGGCCUGCAGCACUUCCAGCAGGACCUGCGCCCCCAGCGCCCGGCUCUGUGCCGCUCACUGCUGCAGGAGGUGGAUCUGUAUGUGGGCGUCGCCAAGUGUCUGUCUGAGAUGUCGGACACAGAAAUCGACAGGAUCGUUCAGGUUUCAGAGGCUCAGAUGGAAAAGACCUGCUUCCUCCUGUCCUACCUCACCUCUCAGGGCAGGCUCCCCCUUCUGAGUCUGAACGAUGUCAUCGCGGGGGUGCUGCGUGGCUGGCCCAGCCGCAGAGUAGGCUGGCUCCUCCUGCUGACCUUUUACCAGUCCGGUCUGGCUGCCGGCCCCAACACAGGUGUCUCCAAACAGAUGGAGUGGCUCCUGGAGCUGAUGGGACACAUCCGGAACGUUGCCUACGGAGCGACCCCCGUGGCCUGUGGAGACACCAGGCUGGCCACAGACUUCCUGUUCCAGCUCUUUGCCGCGGCUGUAGUUUCCUGGGGUGACCGCUCCAUGCCCCUCCUCUUUGGCCUCAGGGCCCAGUGGUUUCCAUGGAAGCCCGACUCCAAGCCCGCGUCAUUAACACACAGUUUGUACUUUGAGGAGUCGCUCCCGGACGGGGCCCUGCCCCAGUGCAUGCUGGCCGUGUCCCACAGCCUACCCCUGCUGCUGGGUAAAGAGCCCUGGAGCGCCCAGACUCACAAGUAUUUUCAGUUAAAUAAACCUCCAGGACAGGCCCCAGAGGUCCAGCUGCUGACCGCUGCUCUCCUGGCCCUAAAGUCCUCCGCUGAGUUCAGGAAGAAAGCCGUGUGGACCAGGGCUUAUGGCUGGUAG